GGAACUCGUUAUGUCUUCCUCCCUCUCCGUGUCUCAAAUUGCCACUGCUGUUGCGCUCGUGACGUCUUUCUCGGUUGGGUAUGCACUUGGUGUGAAGUCGGCCGCAGCAUCUUCAUCCAAACACAAGCCAGGUCAAAAUGCAUCCUCUGCAGAUGCGUCCGCCGUCCAGGAAGCCAUCAAAGAGGACAGCGAGGAUGAGGGCAAUGCCGCCGAUGGGGACUUGUCGGCUGUCAAGCCUGGCUUCAUGGAGCCUUGCAAACUGGUAUUAAUUGUUCGUACUGAUCUCGGCAUGACACCGGGGAAGAUUACUGCACAGUACAGGCACGCAACGUUAGCGUGUUACAAAGCCCUUCUACGGACAAAUCCUCGGCUUCUGACACAUUGGGAGCGUACAGGACAAGCGAAAAUUGCUCUGAAGGCGAACUCCGAGGACGAACUGCUCAAACUGGAGGCCAGUGCCAAAAGCCUGAACUUGUGCGCCCGCGCGAUCCAUGAUGCCGGGCGGACCCAGAUUGCGGCGGGCUCUUGCACGGUACUUGGUAUUGGACCCGGACCGGUCGGAUUGGUGAACCGGGUAACGGGCAAGCUACGACUGCUAUGAAGUGGCUACGUGAUGUAAAAUGAGUCUAUUACGGGAAAUGUGGACCGUGGUGUGCUCUCUUGAAUGAAUGCUUUUGACUCUGUUGUGAUGGCCAAUUAGAUGCAUCAAUGUAUUCGACAGCAAUAUUAUAACCGAUUGACAUGACCGGUAUUGCUUUGG
Molecule: messenger RNA, 760 nt
Organism: Laetiporus sulphureus 93-53
Lineage: Eukaryota; Fungi; Basidiomycota; Agaricomycetes; Polyporales; Laetiporaceae
Product: PTH2-domain-containing protein
Exons: 8
Coding region: 11-601 (196 amino acids)
Cellular component (GO): cytosol; mitochondrion
Molecular function (GO): peptidyl-tRNA hydrolase activity
Source: RefSeq, a predicted model, not a curated record